AUCCUGAUCCCAAGGUCAUGGAACUCAGCAGGGUGCUCACUUCCAUUGAUGAGGCAAUGACAUCCAGUUUGCAGCCUCGCAAGUCCAAGUAUGUAUUUGAAGGGCUUGGCCAUCUAAUAGCGAAGAUCCUGAUGAGCUCAUCACAGUUCCUGGACACAAUAGAUGAGUCUGGUAUACAUAGAAUGUGCCGUAACAUCUUCACUAUGCAGCAGACUCUGACCAAUAUAACAAUGGCGAGAGAGGUUGCUUUAGACCAUGCAAACCACUACUUCCAGCUUUUCUACCUUACACCUGAGGACAUACUGAAUAGAGUGUUGGAAACUGGUCCUGAGUUUUCGGAGCUGGAGUAUAUGAACGCCUUCCAACUAAUCCACAGAAGUCAACCCCAGACAGACCCCAGCGCCAUUCAGAGGCACCUACAGCGCCUUUCUGAUAUCUUGGGAGAGGUGGGAGUCACCGUCUGAUACCACGACAAAUCUGGCAUUCGGUUUUCAUUUGGUCGUUUAACAAAUAUUUUUAUUAUUUGUGUCUUGAUUAAUUUUUAUUUUGAGAUUGCUUUGUUUUUAAGAAAUGUCAAAUUUCUGCAUGAGGAGGACAAGGUCAGGUGUGGACUUCUAAUGAUUAGAUCCUCCACGAUUUUAUUUCACUGAGUUUUUGAGUAGUGAAAUAGUUUCUGUAUAUAUUUUCCUUAUUAACUGAGAUUUACAUUUGGUUACAAAUUACUGCAAUUUAUGCUUGUCUUUUUCACCUAAAUUGUGCUGACAUAGUAAGUGCAUUUUAGAAUAUCUCCAAAAGCAUUGCCUGUUCACUUCUCCAACUGGGCUUACGAUACACUAUUUUUCUUUACCAAAAAAAGGUUGAAUCAGUUGGAACUAGUAAAACAAGAUGUUACAAUAAUACUAAAUGUUUACAACAUUAAAUGGCUUAAUGGGUGAAGAAGACAAGUAAUUAUUUUCACUAACUCUAUUAUACCAUUGCAUUAUUAUGACAAGAAUUAUCUCUUCAAAAGUUAAAACCAACAAAAUUUUAAAACACAAACCCAUAUCAGUAAUCUAAAAUGUAUAAUUCUAUUUAAACCAAAUUUUGAAGCACAAUUUUCGUAAAUACUCAGCAUGGUAAAAAACAUGGUAAGAGAUAGAAGUGAUAACUGUGAGGAAGAAGUGUUUGGAAGCGUGUCUAGUAGACACCAUGUAACCAUGUAGCUCAGUAACCAAAGCAUCUCUUACACAGCCCACCUAAUGGAGCCACUCUUGUUUAUGUUCUCAUUAAUAUUUAACUUUACCAACAGUUUUUAAUUUUAUUGUUAAAUAUGCCUGAUUGAAUAAUUUUAUUUACUAAAUAUUAUUUAUUGUAGGUUUAGCUUUAAUAACUAGUAUCCAUUUUAUGUAAUUUUAAAAAUGUUACUACUAUUAAUUUGCUAAAACCAUUGUUCUAUACUUGUUUUUUUAUAUAAAAAGAAAUAGCUGUAAGAGACCAAGUGUGCUACAUAGAUUAGUAUUAAAUAUUAUAUCAAUAUAAGGAGCUUUAAUAAGUUAUCAAAAUGGUUCUAUGAGCGUAGCAACUAAGGUAUUUGCCUUAUUUUUAAACUAGAUAUUACUGUUAUCGUUUUCAUAUUAUUAGUCGUACUUAAAAAAUACAUUUAUUUCUCAUCAUAAAUAAUAAUAUAUUUACAAUUUUAUUUAUUUGUUUGAUUUUUCUUAUUUCAUGAUGAUAAUAAUGCAUUCUAUAUAACCUAUGCAGAAUCUAAUAAUUAACACUGUACUAUCCACUGUGAUGGGUGAAUAUAUAAUGAUAAUCAUUAUACUAAAUGAACUCAGUGAGUUAACUCUCUGCUAUAGUGUACAUUUUCUAGUAACAAAAAAUGUAAUCUAAUGGUUUGUAUGUCAUCUCUUGCCUGAAAACAUUGCAUUAAAAAAAAGAACAUUUUUCCAAUGUAAUUGUUGAUUUAAAAUUUUUAUAAGGUUAUUAUUGUAACAAAGCAUGAAAUUUAAGUACAUUUUUCAUUAUUCAUCAGUAAGUAAAUAAAAAAUAUGACCGUGCUAAUACUUGAGCUUCCUUUUUUUAAAUUGAGGACAGUUAAAAAAAUUAUACUGGCUAUAAAUAUAAAUGCAUAGUGUAAAAUAAAAUUACUCCUGCAAAUAUCACUUAUUCAUUCUCAUAUUUAGUUGAUUAAUAUGGAUGAUAUACAACAAAUGAAUUUAUAGCAAAUUGAAGUUUUUUGUAUCAUAAACAUCUUGGCCAUUUACACUAGUAAUAAAAAGCCAUAACCUUUAUCAUUAUACAAACAUUGUUAUUGUUUAGUAUUAAUAAGGGAUUUUGUAAACUGUCCAUUCCAUUGUUGUCCACAUUUAAAACAAUUUAAUAUACAUUGUGAAAAUAUUGGUUACUUGUGCAACACAAACAUUUUUGUUUGUACAGAUCUCCAAUUUGCUAAACAUAAUGUCCUAAACUUUUGAUAUAAAAAUAUAUUUUUAUUUAAUUUAAAACUACUUUGUUUACUUUAAAAAUGAAUUUAAACUUUUUCAUGUUUUUAUUAAGUAUCUCAAUUUUUAACCUGUUUUGUGUUAUUUUUAUAGCAGAUUAAAAUAAAAUUGAUAUAAAGUGGUGCCUUCAGUACAAAUUUAGCUGGAGUAACUAAUUUCACCAAUUACUCACUUCUUGUCUUCAAAAUGACAAAUGAUUUUCAUAAUAACUUACUGUAUAGGCAAACAAUACCAAAUGUGCAAUUUAUUGCAAGAUGGGUAGAAGGGCAGUUCAAUAUCCUUUUCAUUCACUCAACCUCCUUACAUAUGAACAGAUGUGUUAACAGAAUUCUAAUACUGUAUCAUCAUCUUGUUCCACCUCCUAAAGUAAAUAUGGCUGUCUCCGAAAAUAGUUCUUCAUAGUCAUAGUUCUUUUAAACAGCCAAGAUGUGAGGCAUGAACGUAUCAAAAACCUUUGUAUAGAAAACUUUGAGACAACCAGAUUUUGUACUAAGUUGAAAUUCAUAACGAAAAGAUAAUUUUAUUAACCUUAACUCUUGUAGUGUCAGACGUCAAUGAGGGAGUCUGAAAAUAGAAGCCUGUCAUCAUAUGUUCUCAGAUACAUUUAGUACUGCUAACUCGGCCAAACAAUAAUAAUGGCAAAUUAGCUCAUGUUGUCAAACAUAGUAGCCUCCACUACAUAUAAAAGUAUAGUGUGAAAUAGUCAGCAAUGUCUGCAAGUAAAUUUAAAUCAACUUAAAAGUAUGUUUAUUUUCAAGAAAAUUUGUUUAUUAUUGUUUAUGGUAAAAUAUUGAAUUUUUUGAAAGUCUACAAAACAAGAGAAGUGGCAUUUAAAUUAAUUCUAUAUAGUCAUACCUUAAUUAUGUAAUCUGCAAUGAGUUUAUCAUCAUUAAGCUAAAAACGUUAUCAUAAAAUUGUUCUGAUUUUAAGCAUCAUCUAAACAUCUCAAAAUCGUGAUCAAUAUCAUAGUAAUCUAUUACAAUAGGUGAUUACUUUUUAUAGAAAAUACUUUUUUCAGUUUAUUUGGCAUUUGAGUAAAUAACCUUAAUUUCCUUUAUAAAUUAAUUCUCUAGCAAGAUAAAAUUUUUUCUGUAAAUGGUGAAUGUUUGUUAAUACUAACAUUCUGUAAAAUAAAGAUUUAUAAAAAUAAAAUGAAGUAAUAGCGUUUUCUGGAAAGUGAGGUUACACUUUUUUUUGUCCAAACUUUAACAAAACCUAUCACUUGUGGGGCUGUAAAAUUACAUUUCUGUCUGUCUGGCUGUCGGCGUGAUAUAUCAAAAACGAACUGACUUAUAGAAUUGUGCAUGAAGCUUCAUUUAUAUAUGUGAAACACUGAGCUUGAUGAUGGUACAUGUCACUCUGUGAGCUUAUUCUAGUGAAUAUUUGUAGUACAUUGGUCUUAUACCAGUGGCAACCUUGAUGGCAAAGAGAAAAAAUUAGAAUAAAUAGAUUUAUAAACAAACUCAGCACACCCAUAAGAAAUUCAAACAUGUGAGAUAUUAGAAAUGUCACCUAACUAUCGCAGUACACAAAAUUAAUUUUAUUAUGACUUCGUAAGUACACUUUUAUUAUUUAAAUGCUGAUAUGAAACCUAAUUUAACACAAAUCGGAGUGUGUCAUGUUGCAAGGUAUUUAGAAGAAAAUUUCAAAUGUAAAUUUUAAAUUUAGCAUGAAACUUAAUUUCUACAAGAAUGAGUUCUAUGAUGCGUAAUUUUCAUGUUAACUUCUUUUUUGUUUGAUUUUUCUGUCUAUCUGUCUGAAGAAUGAAAUGAGCUAGCUAUAGGUUUGAAAUUUCGCAACCACCUGAUAUGACAUGUGGUAUGGUGUAUUUUACCUUGUAGUAAAAACCUUACAAAAUAUGAAUACAAUUUAAUAAAAAUUAUAUAGAAUAUUGUUUAAAAAUUUGAUUUUUUUUUCAUAAUCCCCUUUUAACUCAAUACAUUUUGUCAUAUGUGUGACAGUUUUUACAAAUUCCUUGUUAAAAGAGCCUCUUGCUACCUUUAUCAGCAAGUUCUUUACUUUGUCAUCGUUGAAAAAGCAUUUUCCACCAGCAUGUUCUUUAUAAUUAAGUGAACAGGUGACAGUUACCAGGUGCGAUAUCAGGAAUGUGAAACAUCUAGGGUAGCAUACCACAAAUAUUCCUUUAUACAACCCUGUGAAGUUUCUACAUGGUUACAAUUUCAUGAAGGAGACAGGCUUCCAUUGUUAGUUUACUGAUUCUUUUUUGUAGCUCUGUGAAGUUUUUUUAUGGUUAAAUUUUUCAUAAAGGAGACAUGCUACCAUUGUCAGUAUAUCACAAGGAUUUCUUCUACAGCUAUGUGAAGUUUCUACAUGGUUACAAGUUCUUGAACCAAAUUUUCUGAUGAAGCUCAAGCAGGUCGUUAAUUGUCAAAUUGCAAACAGAUAACAUAUUUUUUAAUUUUCUCCAUCGAACAUACUCACAAUAGGGUGCAUCAACCAUUAAUUUCCACCCUUUCAAAAAUUGAGAUUACAUACACACCUAGAAUCAAGAAUUUUAUUACCGUUGACUACUUUACAUUGAGUAGGCAAAGUCAAGUUAUGUUUUUAAUUUACACAAACUUAAUUGAUUUUAAUAUUGAAAAAUAAAAAACAAAAAUCAGUAGUUAUAGCACAAUGAGAACUAUUACAAAUAACUAUUAAGAAUAGUUAAUUUAGGUCAAUUACUUUGAUCAUUUAUAAAUAUACAGUUUAAAAUAUACAGAUUUAAGUGACAUAUCGGUUUUUGCUGUACCCAUUGUGGGUUCAACUGGAAGGUAUAAACCAGCCAGAAGUGAACCCUCCUGGAGGGUACCUUGCGAUCUUACUUUCCAUAUAACAGUUAUAUUAUAAAAAAAAACAAUUUCUUAUGUAAACUAUAGGACUCUCUUUUCCAGUUAAUUGGAAAUUAAAUUUAUAAUACAUUAAUUGAAUGUGUUGUUUAUUUUCAUUCAAAACCAUUUACAUUACUGCAAUACAAAUUAAGAAUUACCUUUUGCAUGUGUCAUAUUAAAGAUUUCUAUAUUUAAAAUUUUACCUAAAUUAAUUUCUAAAUUCAUGGUUUCUUUAGUUUUUAUUAGUUCAGUUUUUAUGUUUAUAUUAAGAGUCAGUUUUUUAAGUGUAUUUAGAUGAUUCAAUAGUUGCUUAUGCUUUGUACCUUAUAUAUCUCUGAAUGACUGCAACUUUAAUUUUGGAGAUGUAGGUUUGACUGUAUUACUUUUGAUUUAAAAGACAACUAUAUUUUAUCAUAAAAUAUGAAUUUAGUAAUUUAACUAGAAGUGUUAUUAUUACAUAGUUAUUUAAUUCAGAAUGUAAUGGUCUAUAUGUAAUAAUUGUAUAUUUAUAUUUAAUUAUUAAUUUUGUUAUUGUAUGAUAUGUAAAAAUACUAUGAAGUAAUUGUUGACAGAAUAUAAUAGUUUUAUAAUAAAGCAACUUAUGUAAAAUAUAGUGAACUUAUAUUUAAAUACAUGUAUAUACCCAGAAAAAAUAUUUUGUUUAUCCUGUAUUAGUAAUCUAGUCGUUGACAAAGGUUUUCUGGACAGUAAAAAAGACUGUACAGUGAACAUAUGUAGUAAUCAUACAGAAGUUGAAUAUACAAGAGUAAGUUUACUCCUCGAUUCAAAGAAUUAAGCAAUCCGCACCAAACAAUUUCUGGAAACUAUUUCCAGUUUUAUGCAUAGGAGCACUUCAAGUUCAAAUUAAUAUAUUUCCGGCAUCAUAGUUGAGUUUGUUUUUUGCCUCAAUCAAUAUACAUAAAUAAGUCUGGAUGUUUACUUUAGUCAAAAUGUAUCUACUUUCAGUCUAAGGGAUAGAGUGAAAAAUCCAAUCUUCCAGCUUUGUCUUACUAGUCAAUAGACCAACUUUUAUGCUAUAUUUCUCUGUUGUAUGUCAAAUUGUUCAUGAGGUAUUGUGUGGACAAAUUUUAGUCUAAACAUCAACAUACAGCCACACAUCCAAGGAAGGAAGUUUGGAAAAUUCUCUGUUGUUUUAUUGGAAAGCAUGCUUUAAUUUAUUUCUCAGAACAUUGAUUGCAUAAGAAUUGACUUGAAAGUUAAUUCUUGAGUUUGUGGUGUACUUAAAAUAUAAUAAAACUUUCUUUUUGUAUUUUUCCAGGUUGAAGACUGCCAAAUAAUCAAAAUAAAUUGUAAAUAAGUAAUCAUAAUACAUAAUCUUUUAAAAGGUAAUGGCUGCCAUGUUAAUUAAACAGAUACUUCUAUGUAUAAUUAUAAAAAAUAAUUAUGUAUGUAUUAAAAAAUACUUUGAUGCAUAUACUCAGUUGCAGACUCAAAGGAGUCUCACUCCAGUAUAAGAAAAUACAGCUCUUCCGACAUAUACACUAAUCUAGAUAAAGAAAGACACAUAUUUAAUUCUUAUAUUGUUGUAAAUAUUUGUUUUAAAUCUAUAUGUCAAACAUAGUUAUUUCAAAUUUGCUAAAACAAAAGAAACCCAAUAAACAAAAUAUUUAAUGUGGCCUCUCUGGUUUUUCUUAAAGGGUAUUAGUGACAGUUGUUAUAGGUAUUUGAAAAGGUUUUCAGUUUGGAACUGAUGUGUAUGGAUGACAGUCAUGACCAUAAUAUUAUUUUCUUUUUUCUUGAUGAAACCUAACUUAAAGAUAAAAGUAAAGAAAAUAGUUUAACUGGAUUCAAAAUGAUGGCUGUUUAAAACUUGUACAUUAAUUUUGUUAUUCACCUUACUCAAACUAGUUAAAUUAUUUCUUCUAGUUUUAGCUUUGUAGCAGAUAUAAUCUAUACAAAGGAUUAUCAGAAUUUGUAAUGGAUAGAAAUGUAAAAUAUCCCGGACUUACUGUAAAUAAAAAAUCCUGGAAACCUCA
Molecule: messenger RNA, 7311 nt
Organism: Homalodisca vitripennis (glassy-winged sharpshooter)
Lineage: Eukaryota; Metazoa; Arthropoda; Insecta; Hemiptera; Cicadellidae
Product: exocyst complex component 4-like
Exons: 3
Coding region: 18-464 (148 amino acids)
Biological process (GO): Golgi to plasma membrane transport; chemical synaptic transmission; exocytosis
Cellular component (GO): exocyst; synapse; growth cone membrane
Source: RefSeq, a predicted model, not a curated record